AUGUCUCAUUCCUUACAAUAUCAAGCCUUUGGACGCCGUGUCAUUGAUCCCGCUGCGACAGUGGGACAGAUCAUGGAGAACCAUGGCCAGGACGCAAGCUCCAGUCUCUACGCCAUUCGUUCCUGGACGCAAACACGGCCAGAGAAUUUGGUCCAACAAACCGAAGCAGACUCCUCGGGGGCUCUCGAGUACCCGAUGCCAACCUCUUUGAGUCAAGAAGGCCUUAUGUCAGACUAUCAAUAUCCAGCAUAUCUGCCGGAUAACCUACCACUCUGUGACUCGGCUGCACCACACAACCUUGCCUUUGGUGCUUCCCUUUCUGCCUCCAUACCAGAUCACGGUAUUUCACCCACCGGUUUUCUUCAGCAGGAUGGGAAUUUCGACAAUAAUCCACAGUUCACUGUUCCACAGCUUGAGCCUGCCGCCGGUUCGAACACAUUCGAUUCCAGUACCCUUCCAAGUUUCUCGCCUCAUCAGUUGCAGAAUUUCGUCAUACCCUCGGAUAUCUAUAAUGCAAGGGAAGAUUUGGUCCAGAACAUCAGAGAUGCCACUGACUCCAGUGCUACCCUUGCGCAUCGCCUGCAACAAGCAGUUGAGCCGAGUUUUGCCCCUAACUCUGGGCAGAUUACACAUCCCAGAGGAUCAUUUGCCAAGGCUGGCAACUCCGAUAAUCGCAAGGCCUCACAUAGCACUUCUGCAACCGAGAUGUUCCAGGCUCGAAUCCUCCAAAGUCGCCAAGAUGCAACCUUCAGCUGCGUGAACGACUCCCAGAUCGAGUUUGACAGACUAUUCGAUUCUGGGCACAAAUAUUACCUUCCGGUGGACAACAAACAGCGAAGUUUGGAAAUCCAUCUCGGUCGAAUACUUCGUCAUAUCGGCCUGGGCUUCCCCCAAGCCCCAUUAAUUAAACCAAAGACCGUCUUGGAUCUUGGAACGGGAACGGGGGGAUGGGCGAUGGAAGGCAAGUCCCAUAGUUUUGGAAAGGAUCAUCUUUUUGAUACUGUCGCUCUGGGGUGA
Messenger RNA from Thyridium curvatum, 1017 nucleotides. RefSeq lists its product as uncharacterized. The transcript has 2 exons. NCBI's taxonomy places the organism in Eukaryota, Fungi, Ascomycota, Sordariomycetes, Thyridiales, Thyridiaceae. The record is from RefSeq and is a predicted model, not a curated record. The coding region runs from base 1 to 1017 and encodes 338 amino acids.